AUGCACGAAUCUCUUAAGCAAUAUCUGCCUAAAGAUUACAAAAGGAGAGCCUAUUAUACUCCUUACGAUGUCUCAGUCCAUAAUACAGCCAAUGACUUGUGGGUAAGCUUUUUCGGGAAGGUUUGGGAUCUUACAUAACUUGUCUAAGAAAAUAUUUCAUCGAAACUAUGCGAACCAUUAAUCAAAAUAGCUGGAAGUGAUAUAUCUUAUUGGUUCGAUAAAUAAACUGGAGAACCCAGAAAAUAAGUAGAUAUCAAUACAGGGUUGAUAACCUAUUAUUGUCCAUAGGGCAGAUAUUUGCACAUUCCAUCAUCUGAUCCUUGUGGAGAUGAUGAGCUUGGGGAUCAUUCAAAACCAUGGUGGAACAACGAAUAACAAUAUUGUAUUGGCAAUUUGAGUCACAAAACAAGAAAGGUGAAAAUAAUCAAUAUGCUUACAGAUCACGAAGACAUUAUUGAAGUGCCAUCUGAAGAAACUAUAAAUGAAAUUCUUGAUAGGUAUAAGUAGAUCAAUGCACAUGCUGCCAGUUAUACUUGGAAGAGAUUGGGAAAACCUUUGGAUAUGGAAUUAACUUUGAGUGCCAAUGGAAUACCUGAUGAAACUGAUGAAUUUGAAUAAUUAGGAGUCCCUGAAAGUUAGUGGUAUAUACCAGCAAUUCAUCUAUAUUUUAAUGAUGAUUUAACAGUCGCUUGA
This is a messenger RNA of Paramecium tetraurelia, 693 nucleotides long. RefSeq lists its product as uncharacterized. The transcript is spliced from 4 exons. The record is from RefSeq and is a predicted model, not a curated record. Lineage: Eukaryota; Ciliophora; Oligohymenophorea; Peniculida; Parameciidae.